AUGGGUCGGCAUUCCAUGGCACACACACCUUCAGCUGACACCAAAUGCUGCGCUCAACCAGGGCUUGGCAGGCAGGUUCAUGAUGACAGCUUGCGUCGGAUUGCUGACUUGGGUGACAAGACUUUCGGACCAAACUCUAUCUAUCUAUCUAUCUAUCUAUCUAUCUAUCUAUCUAUCUAUCUAUCUAUCAGUUUAUUCAUAUCUAUCUAUCAGUUUAUUCAUAUCUAUCUAAAUGGUGCUCCGAAAGUCUUUUUCUUUUGUAUAUUUUUAUUUUUCCUUCCUUCCUUCCUUCAUUCCUUCCUUCAUUCCUUCUUUCCUUCCUUCCUUCCGUUCUUCUUGGUUUCUAUCUUCCUUCCUUCCUUCCUUCCUUCCUUCCUUCCUUCCUUCCUUGUUUCCUUCCUUCGUUCCUUCCUUCCUUCCUCCCUUCUUUCCUUCCUUCCUUGUUUCUUUCCUUCCUUCCUUCCUUCUUUCCUUACUUCCUUCUUUCCUUCCUUCCUUCCUUCCUUCCUUACUUCCUUCCUUACCUUCCUUUUUACUUGCUUCAUUUCGUUUUCCGUUCUUCCUUCUUUCCUUCCCUCCUUCUUUCUUUCCUUCUUUCCUUCAUUCUUUACUUCCUUCCUUUUUUCUCACUUCCUCCCUUCUUUCCUUCCUUGUUUCUUUCAUUCAUUCCUUCUUUCCUUCCUUCCUUCCUCCCUUGCUUCCUUCCUUCCUUCUUUAGCUUCCUUCCUUGUUUCUAUCUUCCUUCCUUCCUUCCUUCCUUCUUUCCUUCCUUCCUUCCUUCCUUCCUCCCUUCUUUCCUUCCUUCCUUCCUUCCUUUUUUAUUUCCUUCAUUUCGUUUUCCGUACUUCCUUCUUUCCCUCCCUCCUUCUUUCUUUCCUUCCUUCCUUCAUUCUUUCCUUCCUUUUUUCUCACUUCCUCCAUUCUUUCCUUUCUUCCUCCCUUCCCUCUUCUAUCCUUCCUUCCUUCCUUCCUUCCUUCGUUCUUUCCUUCCUUCCUUGUUUCUUUUUUCCUUCCUUCCUUGAUUACUUCCGUCCUUCCUUCCUUCUUUCCUUCCUUCUUUUCUCAUUUCCUCCCUUCCUUCCUUCCUUCCUUCCUUCCUUCAUUCCUUCCUUCUUUUCUCACUUCCUCCCUUCUUUCCUUCCUUCCUUCCUUCCUUCCUUCCUUCCUCCAUUCUUUCCUCCUUUCCUUCUUUUCUCACUUCCUCCCUUUUUUUCUCACUUCCUCCCUUCUUUCCUUUCUUCCUCCCUUCCCCUUUCUAUCCUUCCUUCUUUUCCUUCCUUCCUUCCUUCCUUCGUUCUUUCCUUCCUUCCUUGUUUCUUUCUUUCCUUCCUUCCUUCAUUUCUUUCUUUCCUUCCUUCCUUCAUUUCUUCCUUCCUUCCUUCCUUCGUUCCUUCCUUCCUUCCUCCAUUCCUUCGUUCCUCCUUUCCUUCUUUUCUCACUUCCUCCCUUCUUUCCUUCCUUCCUUCAUCCCUUCCCCCUUCCUUCCUUCCUUCCUUCCUUCUUUUCUCACUUCCUCCCUUCUUUUCUUUCUUUCUCCCUUCCCCUUCUAUCCUUCCUUCCUUUCCUUCUUUUCCCCCUUCCUCCCUUCUUUCCUCACUUCCCACUUCUUUCCUUCUCUUCAUUUUUCCCUUCCUUCCUUCUUUUCUUCCUUCCUUCCUUUUUUCUCACUUCAUCUCUUCUUUCCUUUCUUCCUCCCUUCCCCCUUCUAUCCUUCCUUCUUUCCUUCCUUUCCUUCCUUCCUUCGUUCUUUCCUUCCUUCUUUGUUCCUUUCUUUCCUUCCUUCCUUCCUCCCUUCCUUCCUUCCUUACUUCCUUCUAUCUUUCCUUCCUUCCUUCCUUUGUGUUUUCUGUUUGUUUCUUUCUUUCUUUGUUUUUUUUCUUUUUUUUGGUUGUUAGUUUCAUUUUUUCUUUCUUCUUUUUCCUUUUUUGUUUGUUUCUUUUAUCUAUUCUAUUUUAUUUCAUUUUUUCCUUCUUCUUUUCCUUUGUCUUUCUUUCUUUCUUUUCUCUAUUUCUAUUUCUUCCAUUUCAGCCUUUCCUUGUUAGUUUGUGUUUUUUUGUUUACUUCUUCCUUCCUUUCUUUCUUUUUUUUCCUUCUUUUGGUUGUUUCAUUCUUUCUUUCGUCUCAUUCCUUUUUUGUUUGUUUGCUUCUUUUAUCUAUUCAACUUUAUUUCAUUCUUUUCCUUCCUUCCUUCUUUCCUUCCAUCCUUACCUUCCUUCCUUGUUUCUAUGUUCCUUCCUUCCUUCCUUCCUUCUUUUCUUCCUCCCUUCCUUCCUUCCUUCCUUCCUUACUUCCUUCCUCUCUUCUUUCCUUCCUUCCUUCCUUCCUUCCUUUUUUCUUUCCUUCAUUUCGUUUUCCGUACUUCCUUCUUUCCCUCCCUCCUUCUUUCUUUCCUUCCUUCCUUCAUUCUUUCUUUCUUUCCUUCCGUCCUUCCUUUUUUCUCACUUCUUCCCUUCUUUCCUUUCUUCCUCCCUUCCCUCUUCUAUCCUUCCUUCUUUCCUUCCUUCUUUCCUUCCUUCCUUUUCUUUCUUUCUUUCUUUCUUUCGCCUUCAUUCCUUUGUUUUGUCUCUCUCUCCCUCUCUCUCCCUCUCCCUCUCCUCUCUCUCUCUCUCUCUCUGUAUCUGUCUCUCUUUCUCUCAAGAUGAUCACAAUUUCUCUCAUUUUCUUUUCCUUUCUCUCUCUCUCACUCUCUCACUCUCUCUCUCUCGCAAUCUUUUUAAUAUCGCUCCUUCUCACUUUCUCUUAACUAGAGGGGAGAGAGGCUAG
Molecule: messenger RNA, 2763 nt
Organism: Acanthosepion pharaonis
Lineage: Eukaryota; Metazoa; Mollusca; Cephalopoda; Sepiida; Sepiidae
Source: the annotation of a GenBank genome assembly